AUGAUAGGCCUUAUAGAUAAGAACAAAUUAUGCUUCGUUGAUGGCUCUCUUCCUCAAUCUUCAGCUGAUGCAUCACAUAUGAAAGCUUGGGACAAGUGUAAUAACAUGGUGAUAGGUUGGUUGGUUGCUUCUCUUGAUCGUGUGGUUGCUAAAAGUGUGAUGUACAACAAGUAUGCUUCUGAGAUAUGGACUGAUUUAGAAGAACGAUUUGGUAUUUCUACUUCUGCACAAAUUUAUUACUUACAUGAAGAAUUAUCUAACAUAUCAUCAGAGGAAAAUAAGAGCAUCACUGAGUAUUUCACUAAGUACGGUCCGGUGAAAACAAAUGUUCUCAUGUUACCUGAGCUUCCAAACGUUUCCACAACCUAUUGCAUGCUCUAUCAAGAGCAAAAUCACAAAGAGCUUGCACGAAUUCAUAAUUCUUCUUCCUCUGAUUCUAUGGCUUUUAAUGUCAACAAAAAAUAUGCCUAUGAUAUAAACCAUUCCAGUAACCGUUUCUAUAAGCAUACAAUACAGAUAAUGGAGCAUUUAACAAAACCAAGGCUGGCAUUGGCUUCAAACGCAACUCCACCUAUUUCUGAAACUGAUAACAAAAUUGAUCUUGAAAAUCUUGGUCCAACUGCUACUUAA
Molecule: messenger RNA, 630 nt
Organism: Amaranthus tricolor (Joseph's coat)
Lineage: Eukaryota; Viridiplantae; Streptophyta; Magnoliopsida; Caryophyllales; Amaranthaceae
Exons: 3
Coding region: 1-630 (209 amino acids)
Source: RefSeq, a predicted model, not a curated record